Odocoileus virginianus texanus is the source of this 746-nucleotide messenger RNA. The record is from RefSeq and is a predicted model, not a curated record. Lineage: Eukaryota; Metazoa; Chordata; Mammalia; Artiodactyla; Cervidae.
AUAGAUUAAAUAGACAUGGAUAGAGCUUGGUGUUAAGCUGGUAAAUCAAUCUUAUAAAUAUCUUUUGUCAUUUUAUUUGAUUUGUAGCUAUAUUGAAUGUGUUCUUAUGAGCCUUAAGAAGGCAAUGUCUACUUUUUAGAAGUGGUGUUAAGUUUUUUCCUGCCCCUUUUAGAGAUCCUGAAGAACAUUUGUACACCUAGCAUGCUUUCUAGUUGACAUUCUUCCUUGUGUCUUAGGUUUGUUAAAAACCUAGAGUGAACACUUUAAAGGAGUGGUUGUUUUGAGACCACUGAGUGGGUGAAUGUGAUUAACCAAUAAUGUGCUUUCUUGCACCAGAACAUUGACAGGAGUGAGGUCAGAGAGUCAAAGGGUAGAGUUGGAGAGGCUGACCUUGGAGAGGACCUGUUCUGCCUCCUUUGUGGCAAGUGAGAGUGAGAAGAGGCUAGAUGAAGAUGCAGAGGACUUUUGGAAUGAAGAUGGGUGAUGUUGCAAAUGAAGUGGAAACUGAACAGAUACUCUGCGAUGCUUCUGUCAUGUCUUUCACUGCAGGAAGUUAUUCUUCUUACGUACAAGUUAGAGGAUCAGUUCCCUUAUACUGGUCGCAGGACAUUUCAACUAUGAUGCCUAAGCCACCUAUUACAUUGGAUCAGGCAGAUCCGUUUGCCCAUGUGGCUGCCCUUCACUUUGACCAGAUGCUUCAGAGGUUUGGCUCGCCCAUCAUUGUCUUGAAUUUAGUGAAGGUAUGA